Messenger RNA from Stegodyphus dumicola, 1044 nucleotides. RefSeq lists its product as uncharacterized. The record is from RefSeq and is a predicted model, not a curated record. NCBI's taxonomy places the organism in Eukaryota, Metazoa, Arthropoda, Arachnida, Araneae, Eresidae.
AUGUCUGGGUUGCUCCCACUCCAUUUCAGAAUUGAAGAGGAGGCAAUCAUCCAAACUGUCAAACAUCUUCGUAAACAGCUUACCUAUGAUGAUUUUACUUAUCAAGCGGAUCAAUACGAACAAUUAGUCCUUCCUACUGCCUUGCAUCCCGCGCUGAAAGGCAUCGGAGUCAAAAUUCUCUCCAAUACUGCCGAGGAUGAGCCAGCAAGCAAUGUAAAAAUCUAUACAGAUGGUUCCAGAAUAGAAGAUAAUGUGGGCUGCUCAUUCAUUGUUACCAUUGAAAAUGGUGUAAUCCAUACCUGGCAAGCACAUUUGCAAUCUAACAAUAGUGUUUUCCAGAGCGAGGUCGUAGCAAUAAAGCAUGCAAUAGAUUACCUAAUUAAUAUGAAAAUACCCACAGGCAUCAUUCUCACAGACAGCUUGUCCUCUUUACAUGCACUAGUCAAUCCCGACCACCGAUCUACCAUUAUCCAAGACAUUCAGCGCACUGUUAGGGAUCAUCAAAGCAAAAAUUAUUAUUUAAAAUGGGUUAAGGCUCAUGUCGGUAAUGCUGGUAAUGAGCUUGCUGAUCAGAUGGCUAAGGAAGCAGCUGUCAACUCAAAUGUUCUCAAUCUUACUAUACCAUGGCCAUAUUCCCAUCUCAAGAGAAUUACCAGACUACGUGCCAUAUCGAAGUGGCAACAACAGUGGGACUCCAGUCCUACUGGACGAAGAACAGCAUUCCACAUUGCAUAUGUCGACCCAGACAGAAAUAUAGGUAACUCUUUGUUAAUUAGAUACAUAAGGGGCCAUGGUCCUUUUCCAACGUAUUUCGCGCGACAUGGAAUCAGUAACUCAGAUAUGUGUGUCUGUGGCUCACAAGGCACACCCGAACACUAUGUUACCACCUGCCAGCUCACUGCUGGACAACAUCUCUUAAUUCCAUAUACUAAUACACAAGCGUAUUGUAAAUAUUUAAUAAAGCAAAGUCAUCUGGUUCGUAAAAUUUGUGCUAUAAUGUCAAAGCUCUCCUCACUGGGUACUGACCUAUGCCAGAGUGCUUAA